Molecule: messenger RNA, 3038 nt
Organism: Galeopterus variegatus (Sunda flying lemur)
Lineage: Eukaryota; Metazoa; Chordata; Mammalia; Dermoptera; Cynocephalidae
Product: protoheme IX farnesyltransferase, mitochondrial
Exons: 7
Coding region: 1-1335 (444 amino acids)
Biological process (GO): heme biosynthetic process
Cellular component (GO): mitochondrion; mitochondrial membrane
Molecular function (GO): protoheme IX farnesyltransferase activity
Source: RefSeq, a predicted model, not a curated record
AUGGCCGCGUCCCCGCACACUCUCUCCUCACGCCUCUUGACAGGUUGGGUAGGAGGAUGUGUCUGGUAUUUAGAAAGAAGAGCUAUACAGGAAUCCCCUCACAAGUUCAUGCACCUUUUCAGGAAUGUCAAUAAGCGGUGGAUUACAUUUCAGCACUUUAACUUCCUGAGAUGCAUGUAUGUCACACAACUGAACAGAUGCCUCAGCCAGCAAGUAAAACCAAAGCCAGAACCAGUGGCAUCUGCUUUCCUUGAAAAAACAUCUUCAUGUCAAGCCAAAGCAGAAAUAUAUGAAACGAGACCUCUCCCGCCUCAGAGCCUAUCUUUGUCCAGAAAGCCAAAUGAAAAGGAAUUGAUAGAACUAGAGUCUGCCUCCAUAAUUCAAGGCUCGAUAGAUGUGGAAGAAGAGACAAAAGAUGAAAAGCAGUGGAAAGAGAUGAAGCUGCAUGUCGAUGACUUGCCAGGAAUUUUGGCUCGACUAUCCAAAAUCAAACUCACAGCUCUAGUUGUAAGUACUACUUCAGCCGGAUUUGCAUUGGCUCCAGGACCUUUUGACUGGCCCUGUUUCCUGCUUACUUCUGUUGGAACAGGCCUCGCAUCUUGUGCUGCCAACUCCAUCAAUCAGUUUUUUGAGGUGCCAUUUGACUCAAACAUGAAUAGGACAAAGAACAGACCUCUGGUUCGUGGACAGAUCAGCCCGUUGCUAGCUAUGUCCUUUGCCACUUGUUGUGCUGUUCCAGGAGUUGCACUUCUGACCUGGGGGGUGAAUCCACUCACAGGAGCCCUGGGAGUCUUCAACAUUUUCCUGUACACCUGCUGUUACACACCACUGAAGAGGAUCAGCAUUGCCAACACAUGGGUCGGAGCUGUGGUUGGGGCCAUCCCACCCGUCAUGGGCUGGACAGCGGCUACUGGUAGCCUCGAUGCUGGGGCAUUUCUUCUGGGAGGAAUCCUCUACUCCUGGCAGUUUCCCCAUUUCAACGCCCUGAGCUGGGGCCUCCGCGAAGACUACUCCCGGGGAGGCUACUGCAUGAUGUCUGUCACUAACCCGGGCCUGUGCCGGCGCGUGGCGUUGCGCCACUGCCUGGCCCUGAUCGGACUGUCCACGGCGGCCCCCGUCCUCGACGUCACCACGUGGGCCUUCCCGGUCUUCUCCCUCCCCAUCAACUUGUAUAUUUCCUACCUCGGCUUUCGGUUCUACGUGGAUGCGGACCGGAAGAGCUCCCGGAGACUGUUCUUCUGCAGCCUGUGGCACCUGCCCUUGCUCCUGCUGCUCAUGCUCACCUGUAAGCAGCCGCCAGGUGGGAGCCACGACAAGGGAGACCCUCCGAGCUGAAAUCAGAUGAGCAUGUGGGAAAAAAACAAAAAUCGUACGGGGGGAGACGAUUUAUUUCCCUUUACGGUUAGGCAAGAAUAUUUUGAUAAUUCUGGAGCAUAAGAAGAGAAAUCGCUGGUGUUAGCACAAAAUUGUAAAAUAAUUUGGUGCUCAGUGAUGACUUUAAAAAAAAAAAAAAUCCAAAAUGCUCCCCAAAUAAGAAAUGGGUUGGCUCAGUUGAUCAAUUCAAAGAAAGAAUAUUGUUCUGUUUGAGGGUCUUUAUACAUCUCUUCCUCCAGCCCCACCCCCCGCUAUUUUUGUUCUUCCUUGCAUGGAUGUACACACGCACAUCUGCCUUCUCUGGCUCCUCCUGCACACACGCGCACACACACAUAUACACACACAUACUCACCCCAGCUGCCAGCUGGAGUGGCAGUUGGUGGCCAGACAAGGUGAGCACUCUAUACAGAACUAUAGUUCUGUAUCCCUCAGUCCCUUGAGGGCCACGGCAGAGGAAAUGCACACACUGUAACCCAAAUCACCCCCUUCCCUGUGAAUAAGGCCCAGCUCUGGCUUGCUCCACCCCACACAUAUUCUCACCAACAAUAAGACAAUACAAAGGAUGGGUUUGGAGGGGGGAUUCCAGUGGUUGCCUGGGAAUCUCAGUUUGGACCGCCAACCCUGACCCCCCCCACCCCCUUUACAUAUCAACCUUUUAAAACUCCAAGGAAUCAAAGGCAUCUUUAUAUUUCACUUUAAAAUACAGGCGCUAUCUCAGCAUUUCUUUCUUAAUAGUCAAUACCAGAAAUCCCUCCGGCUGUGGUCCCAUUACUGUACCUCUUGAGUCACUCCUGUGGAUCGGCAGCUCUUCUUUGCUACACGACUUUCUCACAUGUGUGAGAAGUUAGAAGAACAUUCUUGUCACUCUAGUGACAAAUACAUUUCCACCCAGGUAUCUCCUGAAUUCAGAAACUGGCCUCCACAGGGCCGAUGGCUUUAAUAGCCAGAUGCACGAGUUAGGCUCCCAGUGGGAGUGGUUCUGGUUUUGGGAGUUUUGUGAGUUACCUGUAGCCAGGUGUGGUCUCAGGUACUGAACAGUCACCUAUAGUUCCUCAGUCCUCACCCAUAACCCCACAGGUCCACGUAGAUCCCAUUUUCUUGAAGGUCUGGAAGCUUGACAGGAUGUUUCAGUUACUCAGUCUCCCAGAUCUCAUGAGGUUUAAGCAACAUUUAAACAGUCAUUUCAAUAUGCUUGUUCUGCAGAAAUUUCUAAGAUGAUUGCAGAUUGCAUUCAAUCCCUGUUCCUAUUAUCUGAACUAUUACCUCUUGGCUAUCUCCAGGUUAUUUAUGUGGGGAACAUGGCAUUGGGAUGUCUACAAAGAGCAUCCACAACUCGUUGCAGCUCUCACAUUGUAAAACGCAUUGACUCUCUUUUCCUUCUGCAGUAAAGCAGUACGUAAGAACAGGAGUGAGUGUGAUUGUACCAUCUUGUGCCGAGCUGCCAUGGGUCUUGACAACACCUGACUCAUACCUUCACACGGGGCACAUGGGGAUUUCUUGGGUUUUUUUAAUUUUUAUUUUUUUAAUUGUAAAUUGACAAAUUAUAGUUGCAUAUAUUUAUGGGAUACAAAGUGGUGUUAUGAUUUAUCAACACAGUGUGGGAUAACUAAGUCAAACUAGUUAACAUAUUCAUCACCUCACACGCUUAUUUUUUAUGGUGAGAA